Molecule: messenger RNA, 1893 nt
Organism: Sphaerodactylus townsendi
Lineage: Eukaryota; Metazoa; Chordata; Lepidosauria; Squamata; Sphaerodactylidae
Gene: TSPAN13
Product: tetraspanin 13
Exons: 6
Coding region: 172-786 (204 amino acids)
Cellular component (GO): membrane
Source: RefSeq, a predicted model, not a curated record
GGGUCUGCGUGAGAUCCCUCGAGCCUGUGCACCAGAUUGCCGGAGAAAAAGCGCGCCUGUCUCCACUGCGCCCCUUUCACCUGCUCUUGGCCGCCAGAGGCGCGGGGAGCCGAAGCCCGAGGGCGACUGGCUGUGCGGGCAGGAGGCGCUGCUGGAAACGAGCGGGACGCGAUGGUGUGCGGCGGCUUCUCCUGCUCCAAGAAUUGCCUGUGCGCCCUCAAUCUGUUGUAUACGCUAGUCAGCUUGUUGCUGAUUGGAAUUGCAGCAUGGGGCAUAGGUUUUGGCCUCAUAUCCAGUUUCCGGGUUGUCGGAGUAGCAAUUGCAGUGGGGAUAUUUCUGUUCCUGAUUGCUCUGGUGGGAUUGAUUGGAGCUGUGAAGCACCAUCAGGUGUUGCUGUUCUUUUACAUGAUUAUUCUCUUGUUAGUGUUUAUUAUACAGUUCUCUGUCUCCUGUGCUUGUUUAACAUUGAACAAAGACCAGCAGAGCCAGCUUCUGGAAGUUGGGUGGAACAACACAAACAGUGCAAAGCAGGAUAUUGAGAGGAAUCUAAAUUGUUGUGGGUUCCGAAAUGUCAAUAAAGACGAAGUUUGCUCUGCUGCUUGUUCUGAUGACAUAUCACAUUGUUCACUUUGUGCACCGAUAAUAGAAGAGUAUUCUGGGAUGGUCCUGAGAUUUGUAGGAGGUAUUGGGCUCUUCUUUAGUUUCACUGAGAUCUUGGGGGUCUGGCUGACCUACAGAUAUAGGAAUCAAAAGGAUCCUCGUGCAAAUCCUAGUGCAUUUCUUUGACUUCAGAACCUUCUGGCAGGACUAAAUGUCUCUUUUCCUGCAUUUUUAAAAAAUGAAUUAUCGAGUGGCUGCUGUUCACAUUUCAAGUGCUUUGUGCACUUGAAAUAAUGACUGUUCACCUAGAAAUGCCUCCUAUUUUAGUUCUGGUUUUUGAUGUUUUCUUCCCCUUAGAUUGGCUGGUUUGAAAUUCUUGUGCCAGUCAUAUAACUAAACAGAAUUUGGUACUCUAAGAAAAUGGAAGAGAGUUGAAUAGAACUAUUGCAGUCUUAUUGUAGUACUUGCGCUGUUUUGACUGUUGGGUGCUGUUGCUCUUGGUGAUAAAAGAUAAAAAAAUCCAUUUGAUGUAUUUCAUCCAUCAGAAAGAUUCCCAUCCACACUGUUGCUUUGAAUGCGUGGUAUUUUGUGAUUCAGUUGAAAUCUAUGGUGAAAGUUAUGUUGCUUUUGCUUUCUGCUUCAGGGAAAACCAUUGUGUAAAUCAUUUCACUUACAGAAAUUUAACUUCCAGCUGUUUUUAUGUGGACACAAGUAUGUGGAAAUAUAUUUAAGCAGAGGUUGGUCAGAAUUUCCAUGUAAUCCUAGUAAUUUCAUUUCACAAUUCUGUUGGUAAUUCCAUUCAUGAACUUCUGUUCACAAGCAUAUUUGUUCACUGUAGUGUUGGAGUUAGCGCUGUAUACACAUGGACCCAGUGGACUACAGAGAAUGCACAGUAGAUUUGAUAUUGAAUUAACCUGGAUGGUAUGUUUAACUGAACAAUGGAGAUAAACAGAAAUAAGAAUUUUCAUUGUAUGCCCAAUGUUUUUGUUUGAAUGAACUAUGUAAUUAGAAUGUUAUAAGGGAGAAUGAUUUUCAGCUUACUUGUUACUGUAAGAAACUGGUCGUGGUGCCCAGAGGGGUCUUGUAUCUAUUUUUGCAGUUUGAUUUAAUUUAUUAGUGUAGUGUAGUGAACUAUGAUACUGACGUUUGUCUUAAGAUUUAAACAAAUUGUAUUAAUUCAAGGGUAUCUUAAUAUUUUGGUUAUAUCUGUGGAUUAUAAUAUUGUAAAGUGAUCUUUGUAGUGCUUUGAUAGUAUACUUCAAACACAAAAAUAAAAACUUUUGAUGAAAUGUG